This is a messenger RNA of Asparagus officinalis (garden asparagus), 3561 nucleotides long. RefSeq names its product probable RNA-dependent RNA polymerase 2. Gene Ontology annotation, biological process: siRNA processing. Gene Ontology annotation, molecular function: RNA binding; RNA-directed RNA polymerase activity. Lineage: Eukaryota; Viridiplantae; Streptophyta; Magnoliopsida; Asparagales; Asparagaceae. The record is from RefSeq and is a predicted model, not a curated record. Gene Ontology annotation, cellular component: nuclear RNA-directed RNA polymerase complex.
CCACAUUGAUUCCGCUUCCCCAACUCAACGCCCCCUCGAUAUGGACGACGACGAUUCCACCCCCAAACCCCAACGCGCCACCAUCAAUGUCAACAACAUCCCCCGCUCCGCCACCGACGAGCUGGUCGCCUUCUUCUCCUCCGCCAUCGGCCCCGUCUUCGCCUGCAAGAUCUCCUCCGUCCACACCAACUGGAAAUCCCUAGGCUUCGGCCGCGUCCAGUUCGACUCCAUCUCCUCCGCCCAAAAAGCCAUAGCUUUCUCCAACACCAACCCCCUCCUGUUCCAGCGAUCCCCUCUCUCGAUCGCCGAAUCCCACGCCGACAUCGUCCCGAGAGGCACCGGCGACCGUCGGUUCGAUGAUGUGGUGAUUAGGUUUGGGAAUGUGAGGGAUGAGAGAUCGAUGGAGGUUUUGGGGGAGUGGAGAGGGGUUAGGGUUGAGGUUGUGGAUUUUAGGGGAGGGAUGAUGAUGGCGAUUUCCUUGGAGGAUGGAGGGGAGGUUUAUAAGCUUGAGGUUCCGUUUGGGGAUGUUGUCAAUAGCUUUGCGUGUCGGAUUGGGAACGGGAUGGAGCACAAUGCUGUUCUUUUGCAGCUCCAGUAUGCACCAAAAAUAUAUCACAGGAUUUGUGGGCCUUCUUUGAAUACAAAAUUCAAUAGUGCCCGCUACCAUUUUUGUAAAGAAGAUGUUGAGUUUCUUUGGGUUCGUGCACCUGAUUUCUCAGCAACAAGUGUCAUCGGGAGGUCUUAUUAUCUUUGUUUGGAGCUUGCAAAUGGGUUAUCAUCUUCAAAAAUUAUCAAGAGUCUACCAUUUUUUGGAGAAUUGGGUAACCUAAUGCUCAUGCCAGGGGAAGUGUUCUGUUCGUCAUCAAAACUAGUUCCUAUUUUAAACUGUCCAGGUGAUUGUACAGUGUCGUAUGAGGUCCUUUUUCAACUCAAUUCACUGGUUCACUUGCAAAAGAUCUCCUCUGCACAUGUUAACUCGAAUCUGUUUAGUGUUCUCAGUCAACUAUCUUCAGAUACCGCGAUAAAGAUCCUUAUGAUGAUGCAUAAGUUGAAUUCAACAUGCCACAAGCCCAUAUAUUUCAUUCAAAAUCAUCUCUCUCGCUUUGGAAAGCAGCAGAGUUUGUCAUCUGACGGAAAUAGACAAGAAAAGUUAAUGAGCUGUCGUAGAGUUCUUAUAACUCCUUCAAAAGUUUACUUUUUGGGCCCCGAGUUAGAAACAAGCAAUUAUGUAGUAAAGCAUUUUUCUGCAUAUGCUUCUGACUUCCUUAGAGUUACUUUUGUUGAUGAAGAUCGCUGCAAGCUUCCUUCUCAAGCAAUAUCGACGAGGAUUGGCAAAGAUAUAUUUUCAAAACCCUAUAGAACUGGAAUUUACAAUCGCAUACUAUCUGUUCUGAGGGAUGGAAUAUCCAUUGGCUCAAAGAAGUUUGAAUUUUUGGCAUUUUCUGCGAGCCAACUUCGUGAUAGUUCUAUUUGGAUGUUUGCUUCUAAUGACUUUGUGACUGCCAGCUCCAUUAGAGAAUGGAUGGGUCAGUUCAACGAAAUCUAUAGUGUUUCUAAGUGUGCAGCGAGAAUGGGUCAACUAUUCAGCUCAUCUACUCCGACAUUCAAUGUCCCAUCCCGUGAAGUCAAAGUUAUUCCAGACAUUGAAACUAACACUGAUGGCGUCAAGUAUUGCUUUUCAGAUGGUAUAGGAAAAAUAUCUGUACCAUUUGCCAAGCAAGUUGCAAAAAAGUUGGGACUUAGUAAUACUCCAUCAGCAUUUCAAAUUAGAUAUGGCGGGUAUAAAGGGGUUAUAACCAUUGAUCGCACUUCUUUCUGCAAGCUUUCUCUGAGGCCAAGUAUGUUAAAGUUUAAAUCAAACAACACUAUGCUCAACGUGACAAAGUGCAGUGAGUCCCAGCCAUGUUAUUUGAAUCGUGAAAUCGUGAUUCUCCUAUCUACAUUAGGAGUAGAUGAUGAAAUAUUUGAAUUGCUGCAACAUGACCAGAUGCGUCUUCUAGAUAACAUGCUAACAAGUAAAGAGGCUGCUUUGAGAGUUCUAGGUAGAAUGAAAGGCUCUGCAAUCAAAACAGCUCUAAAGAUGUUAAUGCAUGGUUAUGCACCAGAUUCAGAGCCUUAUCUUCUGGCGCUGCUUAAAGCUUAUAGGGAAUAUCAGUUAUCUGAUAUAAGAAGUAGAUGUCGGAUAUUUGUUCCAAGAGCCCGUGUUCUAAUCGGGUGUUUAGAUGAAUUAGGCACACUAGAGUAUGGCCAAGUGUUCUUGAAAGUGUCAAUGACGGACGAAGAGCUUCAAAAUCCUGAUCAAGCUUUUUUUACAAAAGUGGACAGGUCAACAGCAGUAGUAGUUGGGAAGGUUGUGAUUACAAAAAAUCCCUGUCUCCACCCUGGGGACAUUAGAGUAGUAGAGGCUGUUUAUGACCCCAAGUUGGACAAUAUGGGUUGGGUUGAUUGCCUUGUCUUCCCUCAGAAAGGACAGAGGCCUCAUCCAAAUGAAUGCUCGGGGGGAGAUUUAGAUGGAGAUUUGUUUUCCAUAUCCUGGGAUGAAAGACUUAUCCCAUCAAAGACUGUAGCACCGAUGGAUUACAUUUCUAGAAGGCCACGCCUAAUGGAUCACAAAGUUUCACUAGAGGAAGUUCACAAGUUCUUCAUCGACUACAUGCUAAAUGACAAUCUGGGCGCCAUCUCAACAGCCCACUUGGUCCAUGCCGACAACGAACCAGACAAAGCCCUGAGCACUAAAUGCCUUAAGCUUGCUAAUCUUCACUCAAUGGCAGUAGACUACGCCAAAACAGGAGCCUCGGCUGAAAUGCCAAGUGGACUAAGACCCAAAAGGUUUCCAGACUUUAUGGAAAGAGCAGAGAAGCCCAGUUACAAGUCAAGUGGAGUCCUGGGCAAACUCUACAGAGCAGCCAUCAAUCCCCAUAACAUCAGCCAAAACAUUAUUUGUGAAGAAAUUCCUUAUGACUAUGAUCUUGAAGUAGAUGGCUUCGAAGAAUUUCUAAUAGCUGCAGAAGAAUUUUAUAGUCGGUAUGCAGAAAGGCUGAGUGCAUUAAUGAAAUAUUACGACAUAAAGUAUGAGGAUGAGAUAUUGACAGGGUACAUGAGGAGCCGUCAGGCUUAUUUGAAUGAUAAGAGAAAGUAUGAAGAUAUGAAGGACCGGAUUUUAAUCGCAGUAAAUGGGCUUCAUAAAGAGGUUGAAGAAUGGUUCAGGAGUAGUUGUAAUGAGAAUGAGUUUAAAAGGAUGGCAGCAGCUUGGUAUCAUGUAACUUAUCAACCAAAGUACUCCGGCUCUGGAAUUAAGUUUCUGAGCUUCCCAUGGGCAGUAUGUGAUGUUCUGCUGAGCAUUAAAGCUUCAAAAACUAGUACGAGUCAAGAAGUCAAUGAUGGGGGCUCGAUGAUGUAAAUAUGUAAGUGACUUUCCUGUUAUGUUUUCCUUCUUUAAUCAGGUUUAGUGGUGCUAUAUAAUGCCAAGUAUAUAUUUAGUAAGUUGACUCAGCCUGGUAGUAAACCUUUAUUAGAGUAGAAUUUAGGAAUAUACAUAAUAAAGAAACUGGUAUCUGUAUA